Harpegnathos saltator (Jerdon's jumping ant) is the source of this 9510-nucleotide messenger RNA. It is a transcript of the gene Elys, whose product is annotated as AT hook containing transcription factor 1 homolog. The transcript is spliced from 7 exons. Bases 524 to 7843 code for a protein of 2439 amino acids. The record is from RefSeq and is a predicted model, not a curated record. Lineage: Eukaryota; Metazoa; Arthropoda; Insecta; Hymenoptera; Formicidae.
UUACAACACUUAUUGUAGACCACAGUGUGAAUCCUCCAUAAAUCUUCCAUUAUGCGAACUACUCAUAACAUUAGACGAGAAAUAUUUUGAUUUUGUCAAUAUUUUAAUAUAUUUGUUAACGUGUAUAAUAUGUCAUAUUCACGCUGAUUAUUGUAUAAUUGACGAAUAAACUUAUAUAAUCGUAGAUAUGAUGUCUCGUAUAUCGUAAAGCGAUACAGUUGGGAACAGUGUUUAACGUACUUCGCAGUUGUACAGUAGCGGUUUUAAAAUGCUAGCACGCGUAACAAGAUGAAUGAGAGACAAUACUGAUUUCGUAAUACGAUUCCAAAUUACAUCGCGUCAUUGUAUUCUUGUAAUAAAUUAUCUUCUGUCAUACGUGCAAUUUCAACUUCGAUGUACCUGUCAGGCGAUUAUGUAGGAAAAUCUUGAGAUUUGGCGCCAACAUAACCUCAUUUUGAGCCGCGAGAACGGUUUUUAAAUGCAACCUUUAGCACAUAAAAUAUUUCGGUAGCUUGCAUAAGAUAUGAAGGAUAUCGAGGAAGUCAAUUGCGAGGUUCGCAGGAUCGUGGAACUUCCACUCUCUGUUUCAAGCAAAUUGAGAAAUUUAGAAAUAGAAGAGCAGAACCAAUCUAUAAUUUCUCAAGAACAUGACAUUAAUGAUUGCUAUGGAGGAUUUUUGCAUGAAGUAACAUAUGCAUGGUUAAGUUAUGAUUGUCAUUUUGUAGUUUUCAAUGCAAAAACAGGUGAAAGCAUUAGUAGUUGGACAUUUCGUGGAACUGUAACAUCUGUUUCCCAAUUUCCUACACGAUCUGGAGACUUGCCAUUGCUACUGAUUGGAACAGAUAAUAAUGCAAGCAAACCAAAAGAUUCUUCAGGAUUACUAUGUGUAUUUGACUGUACUAUAUCUCGUGUCUUAAGAGCAAUUCGUAUGCCAUGUGGAAUAGAAAAGGUGUGUGUUAUAUCAGGUGGUGCAGAAUGGGAAGAAUUCAAUGAGAAGAGACCAGACAAUAUAUUAAAUGAGAUGGAUGGAAUAGCUUGUGUAGUUUUACAUGAUCUCCAACACAUCAUGAUUGAUCUUAGAAGAUCUACCUGGGGCAUACAUAAUUUAUCUGUUGUUAUGGAUGAAAUAUCACCAGCAGAAAUAGACCUGUCAGCGAAACAAGGCACUACCAGACAUCGAUUCAAUCAGGAGAGUCAUGCUGCUUACAAUUUGCUAAAUAGCCGUAUUGAAAGAUAUAUUGGCUUUAACAGAGAAGAAUUCGAAUCGUCACCUUUGUUUGGCGAGAAUUUAACUACGACGAUUAUCAGUUCCACGAAAAUCGGUUGUUUGAUCUCCGGCUGUCUGGGUAGAAUAAUUAUUUGGCAAAACGAUGGUUCUGUGGGAUGGAUCAGUACGCCCAUCGAUGAAAACAUGGCGGUCACACAUUUAGCCUUACUGGAGCCUACAGAUGAUCCUAGACCGUUUUAUUACUUAUGGGCAGUGUUUCAGGACGAGUCGUCGUCGAGAGUGCCGCCUGUGCUGCGAAUGUAUGCCAUGCUAUUUGAAAGGAAAUACUGCGAUCGUGGAAUAAAUCUGUACUUCAACUUAGAAGCCGACCCCAGUUUAAAAUUUGAACUCGAAUUGAACGAGAACGACAAGGUCAUCGGUUUGUGCACCAUUGAGAGAGAGACCAAUCCGGAACAGACCGAUACAAGUGUCAAAAAAGGCGAGGAUAAUUUAUUGCUUAUCUCCACCAGCAAGAGGACAUUAUUGUUUGACUUGAAUCAAUGGUACAAAGAACAGAUGCCUCGCACUAUCGACGAAUGUCAGAAUCCAAAGAGCAUUUUGGCGACUUACCGCGCUAGAGCACAUUUCUUGCAACAAAAGUAUGAUCGUGUCAUAAGCUUCGCAUACGUUCCGCUGAGCUUGCAAGAGUUUCCUAGCAACGGGCCGAGCUCGCCCGAAGAGCUAUUCUAUCCCAAUUCUUUGUCGCUUGAGUGGAUAGAGCUGUAUCCGACGAAAUUGACAUUCUGGAUGACUCGUGGCAUUCAGGCGGACUUGCUGCGUGAGAUGGCUACUGCGGGCCCAGUCAUACUACUACAACCGUCCGAGACGUUUCAUCGGUGUCUAUCAAUCGGCUUGGUGCCGUACAAUUCGGAAUUUUCACUCGCGAGCGACUAUAAUGCGCAGCGAGAGAUGUUACUGUCGCUAUGCCUUGAGCAACGAUGGUCCACCUUCCUGGUAAAGUGCGCUUUACAAUGGGUGGAUGGUAGUGCUUCGUACCUGUACCCCACUUUCCUCAAGUGGGGUGUUCAAAGAGCUUCUACGAUAAAAAUGCUCGCUGAUCGGCUUUGCGUCCCGUUGUUCGAUCAGUCUGGCAGUGGUAUCGGCGAGGCUGACGUGAAGACCUUACGAUUUUGCUCCCAGCAAUUAGAAUGUCUGUCCAACGUGGUGGCGAAGUUACCACUCGGAACGGCGGACCUGACGAAUCAACGGAGGACGUUGAAACGCGUGUCUACAUAUUUCCAGGUGCUGCUCUGGUUCUAUGACGUGGGGCUAUUGCCCGAGACACAGGACUUGGAGGAGGAGAAUAUCUUACCUAUCUCCUUAGCGCUAAAAGUGCCUUAUCCGUAUGAGAAGCUCUCAACGUCUUACAAGGAGAAACGAGCGCAAAUUGCUCGAACGAAUAAAGAAAGCAGCAACGAUCAGGAUGAAGGAGGAGUGUUAUUUAUUGACGAGUUGAUAACACGGGAGUGCUCCGUGUUAAAGGGACAAUGGGAGAGAGAAGGCGGCGUGGGUGCCUUAGGCGGCUGUUAUCCACCGUCGUCAUUGCAAUCUUUGCUACGAAGUUAUUUGACAGACUGUCACCAUAUGGAACCAUACGAGAUCAGCUGUAAGCACCAAAUCACGAUAUAUCUGUUGAUGGACCUGGCGAUGUUGUUGCAGCGAUUGUACCCUGGCGUGGACCAACUGAUCAAGUAUCCAUCUGCAUUCAAAAUGAGUCCCAGUCUCAUCAAGCUGACUCAGGCGUUCUGGUUGCUCGAUCAUGAGGACUAUCAAGGAUUCCUCGAUAUGAUGACCGGCCAGCUAGUAUCUGAUUCAGACGUCAAAGACUGGCAUCAUCGGUUCAUACUGCGUACACUGGUGCGCAACAAUCAGCACAAGCUGGCUCUCGUGUACCUUCGCGUGAGGAAACCUCCUCUAUCAUCUAUGGAGGAGCAAGGUGUCGCCGUGAGCUUGUCGGUGGAGCACGGUCUGGUGCAGUCAGCCUUCCAUCGCCGGCCACCCUGCCACUAUGAACAACUGCUGACCUGUUUCUUCCGCGCUUGCAAGACCUACGGCAAACUCGAUGAGAUUCUGCACUUGGCGCUGGACUCUGAGGAAGAAGAGGUGUUUGUGAAGUUUCUGGAGGAAAAUAAGACGGAAGACGUGCGACUGUUGUAUUACUUGCAGCGAUGCCGGUAUACGGAAGCGAUCAGUAAUGGCGGUAACCAUCCGACAUCCAUCAUGUCAAGCCAUCAGUCAAGCUUUGUCGAAGACGCACAUCUCACGUCGACGUUGAGUAUGCUCGGUGCAUACAACACGACCUUGCCCGACAUCACGAAGCGCUUCUCCGCGAAUGCGGCUGCGAUCAACUUGGAUGUAGACCUGGAAGCUCGCUAUCCCAGACCAAUGUCGCACUGCAAGAGUCACGAUCGGCUGCGUAGUAUACACGAGACAGUGAUCGCAAAGGCGCGAGAGACCUAUUUGCGAGGGGACAAGUGUCAGAUUCCGUUCGUCAGCGCACCUUGCCUGUCGUUGAAGCUCAACAAUCAUGGCGCCAACGUGAACUGCGUGUUGUUCCCGAUGCGUAAGACUCGUCGUGGCGGGUAUAAACGUACGGUGGAUCAGAUCUAUGAAGACAACGAAGAUAUGAAUAACGACAGCGUGGACAGCGUGAAACGUCGAAAAUUAUCUGACGGAAGCGUCUCGUCGAAUAGAUCAAACAGAGGAGCCAAAGAAUCGGGAUUGAGCUUUGCGACGCCUCUGGUGAAACGCAAGUUCAACGCGUCUACGAACAAGGACAUCACCUCAGAGACACCACAAUCGAUUCUGAAGAUAAAGCAUCUCAUCAGAAGUUCAGUAUCGCCUAGUGCCGCGACUUCGCUCCAAAAGCAGGAGAUUACGGACAGGUCGGUCGACGACCAAUCGAAGAAAGUUAGCAGGCAAAUACGAUUCAAGAUCAAUCAGCCGAAGAAAUCCUUAGCGUAUGAUGAUGAGAACAAGGAGGAAGAGGAAGAGGAGGAGGAGGAGGAGGAGGAGGAGGACAAGGCGGAACAGGAGCAGGAGCAGGAGCGGGAACAAGAAGAGCAGGAGCAAGAAGAGAGAGAGAAGAAAAUAGAAGAGGAAGAGGAUGAGGAGGAAAACGGCAGCAAGAAUAGCGCGUUGAGCGGAGGCAACGACGUGUUCCUCAGUCCGAAUGCGAACGACAAGUCGUACAGCGAAAGCGCAGUUCUCAGUGGCAAUUCCAGCAAUUACAGCAGGAGUUACUGCUUGCCGCGCCCACGACCUAGCCUCAGGAGAAGUGCCUUACAAUCGUCCGUAGAAAUGUUACAAGAAUCUCUCUCGGGUAAUGUGGAGAGACCAGCUAGCGACACGUUGUCCAUAAGCAUGUCCGCGUCGACCUCGUUAGCUGUCGGUAGGGCCGACAAAGCACCUGCGUCCAUUACGAACACAUCCAGAAGACGCAGUUCGUUACUGUCGGUUGUCUCCGGCUACUCGACUACGAUGCUUACCUCCAACAGCAACAUUGAUGACAGCGACUACUCGUUCAAAAGGUUGGAAGACGCUACUCCGCAGUUUCACCUUCCCGUAGAGAAGGGUCAUACAAGUAAAUUUAUUUCAUCUACUCCAUUGACGAAAAAAAUAGUUUCUCAAAAACGUUUCAACGACGAGCGAGUAGUCAAAGAAGAGGAAAAGGAAGACAAAGGAGAGGAAGAUAAGCAGAUGGAAGAAAAGGAGGAUGCGAAGUCGAAAUCGUCUGUAAGAAAUGCGUCCAAGGUGGAAGAAGAACUUGAUGUGCCAAGUGAACCUGAAAGAUUGUCAAAUAUCGAACAACCUGCUCGUGAUAGAAGCGACUUCCCGGAGCAGCAAAACAGUUUAGAGAAGAACGUACAAGGCGAGCAAAGUGAAAGCAAAUACAACAACGGAAAUCUUGCGAGAAGAGAGAUUCUAAAUGCCGACGAAGAGGAGCCUGCACUUUUUAAGCACAAAAAGGUCGCGGAACCGAGUCUAAGUAUCUCAGAUCAGUCUAGCGAAGAGCUCCUUCGGCUACAGUACGACUUCAACGAUGAUGACGACGACGACGACAACGAGGUGUUCAAGAGUUUAUCUACAACUCUAGAGGAUGCACAGGUGCAGUUGGAAAGCGAAGUACCCGGUUCCCGCUUACCAGAUCUCUGGAAUUCAGAAGAAUACAAUCUCAACAAGAAGUCCAACGGUUUAAGAGAAUCCGCACGAGUGACGGGCGACAUCGACUUCACCGAUGACGAGUCGACAGUCAAUAAAGACGUAAUGGUACUGUAUGGUGAGUCUGAUGACGUCAAUGAGAAGAAAUUAUACUCCACUACGACCGUUAGUUCGGAGAACAUAUUAUAUGACAUGUCGAACAUCACAGAUGAUGAGUCCGACAGCAACGUUCAAGAGACCGAAGAAUCGAAGGCGAAAAACAGCAAACUGUCGGUUUUACUGAGACAAUAUACUGCAAAGCAAAGUGCCAUUGAAGAGGAGAAGGAAAGCGAGUUCGACGGAAAUAAUGGAAAAUCAGAUAGAAGAGAUAGCGUCUCGAGGAUAGGUGCGAGUGAAACUACAACUCCGCUGGAUGUUGAGCUUCGAGAGAAGCUGUCGGAGUCAACUUCGAGUUUCUCAAAGCGUAAGAAGAGUCAGAUUGAGUUCCAGGAUGAUCAAUCCGUACGAGUGACCAGAUCACAUAGGGCGAGUUCCUUGGCGAAAAAUACAGUAGCGAAUACUUCAUUGCAGAUGCCGGAGGAAGAGGCGAGCACCGGAAGAGUCACGCGUUCGCGAAGAGGAAGUUCAUUGGCGAAAGAUUUGGUCUGUACGACGGAUUCUCUGUCACGAGAUGCAAACACUACGAAACCGUCGCAGCGAUCACGAAGAGCGAGUUCCUUGGCGAAAGAUACAGCGGCGAAUACUUCAUCAUUGCAAAUAUCGGAAGAACAAGUGGAGACUGAAAGAGUCACACGUUCGCGAAGAGCAAGUUCCAUGGUGAAAGAUUCGACCUGUACGACGGAUUUUCCGUUGCGAGAUGCAAACGUUGCGAAGCCGUCGCAGCGAUCACGAAGAGCGAGUUCAAUGGCGAAUGAUUCGCCGGCAGAUUCCUUAAGUGCAGACGAACUUCCGCGAUUGCGACGUGUAAAUUCAACCGCAUUAGACUCGUUAACAGAUCUCUCAUCUGGCAGAUUGCAAGAAACUGAUUCCAAACAGCCAUCGCGAUUAAAGAGAUCGAGCUCAGUGAAAGAUAUUUCUUUGCCGAUGAAACCACGUUCACGAAGAGCGAGCUCCCUCGUGAAAGAGGUGCUGAUAAGUUCGACGGCGAUAAGCGACGAUCACAAGUCAGCGAUUUCAUCGGAAUCGACAGGUCCCGUGGAUACCUCGAUACCGGUUAAGAGAGGCCGCAGUAGAUCUACGUCCAUAGCGAAAGAGAAUCCCCCGUCCGAUUUGAAAGACAGCGACUCUGAAAGUGUCAAGAAUGAAAUGCCAGUACGGAGGAGCGCAAGGCUCACGUCUUCCAUGAAAAAAGAAUCACAGACGGACACAUCGAGGACUCGCGCCAAAUCAGAAAGCCUAUCGUCAUUGUCUAAACUAGCGAGUGACGAUGAAGAGGACACGAGGAAGAGACCUGUGCGCGCGAAGAGGUACUCGAUGAAGACAACGACAAUAACGAGUAGAUCGCCCACGAUGGACCUGGAGGAACAACCGGAGAUGGUUAAAGCGAGUCGAGCUCGACGUGGUAGUUCAGUGCCUAUGGAAGUCACGGUGCAGACCGGGAGGAAACGUAGGUCCAGUAGUAUAAUUAAAGAGAUUAUCCCGGAAGAUACUGAGCCUCCCUUAGAGCCUCCGGAAAGCUCGAGGAGACUCAGGAGUUCUGUCGGGAAGAAGGAGAUUGUCGACAGUUUAGCCGGGACUACACGCAGACGUAGCGCGUCAAUACAGUCUGUACCGGAGGAAUUGGAAGAGGUUCUAAGUCAAUCGUUGUCCAAAGAGACGAGAUCCGCAACUCGAAAGGAAGCGGCACGUGUUAACACCAGGGAGAGGAGAGCGGCGAGUGCGGACGUAUUGUCCAAAGAGAUGAAGGUAAGGUUCAAGAGAAUUAACAUGAAAAGUAUCAUGGAGCAACCGAUAGCAGAGGAGCCUGUUGCGGAGAGCGAAGAUAGAACGGCACUUCGAGAAGAGGCGGACAAUAAAGUCGCGCAGAAUGUUGCUCCUGCGCGCAGAAGAAGAGCGUCGUCGACCACAACGAUCGAGGACACGAAGAAGAAUCAAGCGGCGCAGCGGAAUGAAGGUAGAACGCGACGGACAAGUACGAAUGAAGAAAGCAGCAAUCUAUUUUCUUUCUCGCAGCCAGAAAAAGUGGACGACGUACCGUUGGAUGAGAAAGACAUUGGAGAAGUUCCGAAUUAUGUAUUCUCACCACCCCAAACCAGAUCCAAGAAUGUUUUACCGAAUCAGCAUCGUAGAAAAAUAAACUCAUUUAUACCGAGUCCUUAUCAGGAGGGAGAAGAACACCCUGUUAUCCAGAAACCUGACGAUAUUGUUGAAUCUGGCGGUUGCACUCAUAUACUUGUCAACACUUACAAAUCGUGAAUUCGGACAAAAUUCGUUGUACAAAAUAGAACUAAAAAUGCAAAAGAAUGAACGAAAAACUUUCUGGGCGAUUCGGUUAAUUUUUAUCGUGCUUAUCUUCGGAUGUUGUAAAUCUCUCGACGUCUCUACAUUCUUAAUCCAUAUGUUCUUCUUUGGCUUCAAUAUUUCUUUUUGUGAUAUGUGAUCCUUUUGUGCAAAACCUUUUUGUAUAAUCAGAAUGACACACACCCAUUCGAGUACGUUGUAAUUGACUAUAAACCUCAUUGGUUCAUGUUGUGAUGAUAAAAUCGCAAUUGUGGAGAAGCCAAGAGCUAUGGUCAAUUGCUAUGUGAGUAAAUUGAGCUUUUCCCGCAAUUACCUAUUAAAAACGCUGGAAGAUCAAUUUGUAGGUGUAGUAUUUUGAAUUUUUUGUUUGGAUGUUUGUUUGGAAGACAACGAUUACGGAAACUCGGAGGGGUAAAUAAGAAUCAAUUAUCAAUUGAUAUGUAUACAUAUCGAUUGACUACGUAUACAGAACUAUCCAUCGUCUCCAACAUCGUUGUUUUGCAUAAAGAUAUAGUAUAAAGCGAUUAUGCUUAUAUGAUGAACAAUAAUGAAUGAAUCGAGAAGAUACGUUAGAUCGGAGAAUUAUUGAAUUAGAUUUUAAAGAGAUAAAUUCUGGAUUUUUAUUUUGAGUCGAUGGAAUGUCGGUUAUAUUGUAAAGCAAAAGAUUUGAUACGUUAGGUUGGGGACCAUACAGGAAACAAGAUCCUACAAAGAAAUGUUGAUUUGCAGUUGAUCGGAUGCAUAAAGAGAUGACUUUUGAACACAUUGACCGUCCUGCUUUGCUAUUUUUCCUUUCUAACGAUAUUUCUUUCAAUAGAAUUCCUGGUGUAUUAGAUAGAACAAUUUUUUCUUCUAAUUAAGGUAUAUAUUACGUUGAUUAUAAUUGAUCAACUGUGUAAUACAGCGGUACUUAGGAUAUAUGCUAGCACGAUAUUGAUUAGAAAUAUUUGUUCUUUUCUUUUUGAAAGCGAUAUAUAUGUAGUUUCGGAGAUUGUUUUCAUAAUCUAUAAACUUGUAAUGAUUGAUUCGCAAGAGUUACAUCGUACGUAUUAGCUGUACGAUUCUGUUUCAUUCAAUUUUGAAUAUAUAGUGCUUAACUCUUAUGUCGACACAUAAACGGAUUAUUGUACAGAAGUAACAGUUACAGUUAAAUUUAUCAUGCCAAAAUAUACCGUAUAAUGAUAGAUUAUCAUUAAAAAUGUAUUAUAUCGAUCGUCUGACGCAUACACACAAACACAUACACUCUCUUGCACACAACUAUAAUAAUAUUCAUUCCGUUUAUGUAUACAUAUAUCUUUUUUGACAAAAGUUUGCUCUCAAGUCUGCAAGUUUGCUCAAGUCUACAAUUUUUUUAACGUUAAUAUUUUUAGAAUAUGAUUUCGUAGUACAGAAAGUUUUCUGCUAUACUUUGCAUAUAAUACUUCUAGUAUUUUUUCUUCUCUAAAAGGCAGUGUGUAUCAUAACUUUGUAAAUAAUUUAUUAAUGUGUACUCAUGUAUAGUUGUAUCGAUACAAUAAAUGUAAAGAAAAGAUAAUACACAUGGUAGCAUCGAAAAAAAAAAGAAAAGGCUCCAGUCACCACAAAUAAUAUAUCAUUGCAAAUAAACUUGUAUUCUAGUGGAA